AUGACGAGAUGGGCGAGGAACUACCUUGAAAACCCAGCAAAUGACAAAGAACUCUUCUAUGAAGAGUUCAUUAGCAAACUCAGAGAGGCAGCAAAUAUGUCCAUGCCACAGAUCAAACAAUUCAAGAUCGAUCACAAAGAUGCUGUGAAAGAGUCAAAGAACUCAAUGCCAGAGUUAACAGAGUCCAAAAACUCUUCAGGCGGGAGCCAUCUGACGAGAUGCACAGACUUCUCAGAGAGGGGAAAAGAGACAGCUCCUGGAGCAGAUGCAAUCACCUAUAGCAUGCUGAGGCACAUGGGAGACCCUGCCAAACAGGUAUAUCUUCUCCUGGUAAACAGGACAUAUACAGAGCACAUCAGGCCAAAGAAAUGGCAACAGCAAGACACGCAACCAAUACCAAAGCCAAAGGAGCCAGGUGCAUAUAGGCUGAUAUCCCUCAUCAGCAGCACGGAAAAAGUUGCAGAAAGAAUGGUUCUAAACAGACUAUUAUGGAAAGCAGGGCCCCUACACCAUAGGCUCUAUGCCUGUAGGGAAGGAGUAGGCACCCACGAGUGCCUUACAGAUGUGCUAAGUGCCAUAAAUGGCAAAAAAUCCAAAGUGGUCUUCUUGGAUCUAGAAAAAGCAUAUGAACUGGCUAAUGCAGCAACCAUCCUUUCCUCCCUAGUCCAAAAGAGGAUCAAAGGCAACCUGCUUACAUGGACAAAAGGAUACAUGCAAGACAGAGAAGCAAGAUUAGUGUUCCAAGAACGAAAGGAAGAAUUAUGGCAAAAGCACAGUACAGGGGUUCGGUUGUGGGUAUUUCUUCCCCUGCUGGGAUCGUUCCUAGGGACUGGAGCGCCCGGUGCCCAGGCUUUCACCCCAAAGUCAGUGGAUGGGAAGUUGGUAGUGCCAGAUACGACAAGGAUUGAUAAUUCGGUCUUGAAGGCAUCGGAGGCGGACACUUUUCUCUCCCUCUGGUUCAUCUACUUGCUCGACGAACCCGUCCAUGUCUCAAGUGAACCAUGGACGCUCCUCAUCCCCAAAAACGCCGGCCUCCCGAAGAGGGGAGGAUUCCUUGAGGACAAGGACACCACCAAGAAAAUCCUCCUGAACCACGUCGUCCUGGGACAGGUGAUCGAUGCCAACAACCCUCCCCAGAGACCCGCGCCCUCUACGAUGGCCGGCACGCCCCUGAUCUUCACUAAGGAUGCGAACGGCCCUAUGGUAAACGGAGUCCGUUUGACAGGAGAGGAACACAAGCUGUCAGAGGGCGUGGUAUACAUACUCGAGAGUUCCCUCCCUAUCCUGGAUUUGGGCGGCGGCAGCAGCAGCAGCAGCAGCAGCAGCGCCCCAACGCGAGCCCCAAGCACGUACCCCUCCCACCUCCUCCUCCCCCACCAGCAUCCCCCCCUGACCCACCGAUUCGCCACUUUCAAGCCCCGGCGAGACCGCCCACUCGGCCUCACCAGCAACAACCUGAAGCCCGAAGCCCAAAUCGGCGUGAUCCCCGAGAACAUCGAGCCCGUGUUCGAGGACCUCGACCCCCGCCCGGACGAAAUCGGGGCCUUCGAGGAGGAUUUGGGAAGUGGGUCCGCCUCCGAUUUCUCGAUCCCCACCAGGCGGAGGCCGUCUUCUGCCUCCUCCGGUCCCUCCGACCCUUCUUCUUCUUCAAACGCCAACGGCAACAGCCACAGCAACAGCAACGAGAACAAGCCUUCAGGAGGGUUCUCCGAGUUCUCCGGGUCGGAGAUCGAGCCUAGCAAGGAGAAGACCUUCCUCGCGUCCUUCUUGGACUCUCUGAGAACGACCAGAGCUCACACCGGCGCAGAGUUCCUGCACCACUUCUUGGCGUCCAACAUUACGGACAAGUUCAGGGAUGCUGGUCGGUACACAGCCCUCGUGCCGUAUGACUCAGCAUUCUACCAGUAUUAUCCCAUUGACUGGGGCUUCAACCCCUUCCUGGUGGCGAACUUCACCAGGGACGUCGUCCUCAACCACUUCAUAAGGGGCAACGUCGCCCUUGAGGAUCUCCCCAGCUUAGCUGAGCUGACCACCCUUGGAGGGAGAGUAAUCAAAUUCAUCAGGAAGGGCAACAAACUUCUGGGCAACGGGGUGGAAGUUGUGUUCGAAAGUGAAACUGUUCUGUCGCGCGGUCGCUCCUAUGUAGUUCAAGAUCUGUUCUUCGUCGACCAUGAGAGGAUCAUGGAACUGCAGGCAGAACACGGUGAUUUGGAAACCGCCCCCCUCCUCGGGGACCCCUGGCCAACCUCCCAGUUCCUCUCCCACCUUUUCGACCGCGUGCAGCAAAACGAACGCACGAGCUUCUUCUCGGAAUACCUCAACCUCACCAACUUGGCCUACCUACUCCCUGGGCACGAUGAAAAUCUUGAUCCCCUCAAAUACACCGCCUUCAUUCCCCUGGAUGACGCAAUUGCCAAUAUCCUGUAUGCGGACGCCCCUGACCCCUUCAUACUGGAUGAGACUCUGCGAGAAAAGUUCAUCCUCAAUCACCUCGUGAAGGGCAGAAUGUAUGAAACAGAUCUCAAGGACGGAACAACCUUCACUAAUCUGGCCAACAACACCAUGACCAUCACCAAGGGAGCAGAUGGAGUGUUGAAAGUCAAUAACAUUGAAGUCAUUGAGUCCCAGAUGUACAUCUACAACUUAGGAGUUAUGUAUUUGAUACACGGUGUUGUGGGCGUGACAGACCAAGACAUCAUCCUCGCUGUAAACAAAUAUCCUGCUUUAAACGCUGAACCUACUAAGGAACUAUUGCCUCUUCCAUCCCUAGUGCCAGACAAUGAACCCGCCACAACUCCAGAGGCCUCAACCACACUGGCCCCGCUCUCCACAACAAAAUCAACCACCACGACUGCCACCACCACCACCACCAUCCCCACCACCGUCCCAGAAAGAACGACUCCCCAGCCCUUCUUCAGACGCUCGCCUCCCUCCGUCAGGCCAUUUCCAUUCACCAGAUCGAGCAACCCCAGGACUACCAGCACCACCACAACCACAACAACGCCAUCUCCUUCAGCCACAACUCCAGAGAUCCGAUAUGAAACCAGGACAGAAAUAAGCAUAUCAAGGAGAGUCAACGAUGGGGAGCUCGAGCCACUCGCAGCAAACACCACGAGUUGAUGGGAUUAGUCUCCCAUAAAAUUUAAGUUUUGAAAUGCAAAACUUGCAGUGUUGCAACCCAUAUUCAGGACAAUCACGAGAAAAUUUUUAAAGACAAACCUACAGUUAACGAAAUCAGGUAUCCAUUAUUUUGUUGGCCACCCUCUUAGUGAAACACUGAAAACAUGAACUUUACAACGGAGCAGCAAAAUAAUCCCAAUACAUAAAUCUAGACGUACAAGAGUACAACCUCAUUUUGGCUAAUGACAAACCUCCAAAGGGGAAGCACUCCAGUAUUCUUGCUCAUUUGAAGCAAUAGUGUAAAUACCUUCAUACUGUAUAAAAACAUGCUGCAAUUAGCCGUCUUUCAGGUACAUAUAUGUAUAACCUAUUUGACCACAAGAAAGGAGCAGUAACGUUUUGUGUACUAUUAAGGAAACUCAUGUUCUACUAUAUGAAUCAAAUUGAGAUAUAAACAGGCAACGUAGCUAUUUAUGCACGCUGUCUUCCUCUACAUUGACAAUCCUCAUGACUAUGGUAAAUACACCGCACUUACAGCUUAAGGUAAAUAAGAAAAACCUUAAAAGAUACGUUUCCCUUCAGACUGGUGCAAUAAGUCCUGAGACUGCCAUCGGUAAACAUCAAAAGUUUCGAAAUGUCAAAUUCCUGGAAGUUGGGGUAAGAUUGACCAAAGGUAUUUUGGAUUGUGUAUAUUUCUCUUAUAUAUAUUAUAUAUAUCUAUAUCUAUUCUGUAUGAAUCGAUCACUUGUUCUUGGGCAGGAAAGUCUCCCAAGUACCUGAGCCUGAUUAUAAGUACAUUACUUAGGUUUCAAUUCUUCAACAGCUCUUGAGUACGAUAUGGUCAGAUUAAGUGCAAAUCCCUGGUCUUCUGUUUUGAAGUUUUCAUUUCCUUUUCCAUAUCUUGACUAUGACUGGACCAAGUUUUGAAGUUUUUUGUGCAAAAAAACACAUCCACGUUCCUUAUCUUAAAGGAAUACUCCUUUAUGGUUCAGAUGUGCAUAAAUGCCAGUCUAAGAAACUAAAUUCAAGUUCACAACAUCAAAAGUAUUCCUCUGCAACCAGUUCCUAUAAUAGACUAAAAAUACCAAUCCCUAAAUCUCAUUAGUGUUGCAUAAUGUAAGUAGAUCUUCAUUUGCGCUAUUAGUACUUAUGUAAAGAAACCUCUCAUUUUAAAACACAGGGACUCUUCCAUACUGAGCUUUUGAGCACAUCACUAGAUAUACGAUAACAAAGAACUAAUUCUACUGGCUGAGUUCCUUAUGGAAAUACACCUGUGCUACGUACUCUUCAAGUCCCAUAUAAACAAAUGAGAGAUCUCAAUCUGGGAAAUCCACCUAAUGACUCUCACUCCCUCUCCUUCUAUGAGAAACAAACCCCCUUAUCCCUUUUGCAAAGUAUAAGAGCUUAUGGAGAUCUAGUCAUCAUAUCAACCAAACCCAAGUAGUGCCAAGCGCUGUUGAUUACCGCGAGCCUCAGAAAAUGUUCUUAGUUACAAGAAAACGUUAUUGACUUGUGAUAUUAAUUAUUCAAAUUUUGUUGUGUAUGUCAUUUUUAUAUCAUUAUGAAUGUUGUUGUCUAAAUGAUUAUGGCCAUCUGUUUAUUGAUGGGCAAAUGUCUGUGUUACUGAGUGUGAUAUUCUUAUAUUAAACAAUAAUUGUAA
Molecule: messenger RNA, 4780 nt
Organism: Macrobrachium nipponense
Lineage: Eukaryota; Metazoa; Arthropoda; Malacostraca; Decapoda; Palaemonidae
Biological process (GO): cell adhesion; extracellular matrix organization
Cellular component (GO): extracellular matrix
Molecular function (GO): cell adhesion molecule binding
Source: RefSeq, a predicted model, not a curated record